UUGCAAACUGCGUCAUACGCUUCAGCUGCGGAGAAAACACGACGCAAGAGCUGCAGACGGCCGUUGACAAAAAAAAAAAAAAAACAAAAAACAACAAUACAUAUACAUCCACCUCUUCAGUGACUGCGAGACCCGACCAGACGUUUCCGGUCCAGCAUGGUGAAGAUUGCUUUCAACUCGGCUCUAGCCCAGAAGGCGCUGGGCAAAGAGGUUCCAGCCGCUGCGAAGGAUCCAGAGCUGGCCUCUGCUCCGGCGGCCACAGAGGGCUCCACAGGUCGCUGUUUGCUCACCCUGCUCGGCAUCGCCUUCAUCCUGAGUGGGCUCAUCGUGGGAGGAGCGUGUCUCUACCGAUAUUUUACCCCAAAGCGGCUGUACCAUGGCGCCAUGCAGUUCACCGACAUGUCCACCGGGGCAGAGGGCCAGCCGUACUACCUGCCGCGGGUGGAGGAGGAGGUGGAGAUCUCGGACAGCAUGGCCGUCAUCAGCGUGCCCCCACCUCGCUUCCGACCCGGAGACCCCGCGUACAUCCUGCACGACUUCAACAGGAAGCUGACGGCGUACCUGGAUCUGACCCUGAGGACCUGCUUUGUGAUUCCCCUCAACACCUCGGUGGUGCUCCCUCCCCAGGAUCUCAUUGACCUCUUCUCACAGCUCAUGUCUGACUCAUACCGCAGCUACCUGGUGCACGAGGACCUUGUGGUCACUGAGCGCAUUGAGGAUGUCAAGCCUCUGGGCUUCUACAUCCGCCGGCUGUGUGAUGGAAAGGAAACUUACAGAAUGCAGCAGCGAUCCAGCCUGCCAGGCGGAAACAUCCAGAAGCGCUCCGCCGACGACUGCUUCACCAUCCACCACUUUGAGAACAAGUUCGUGACGGAGACCCGCAUCUGCAAGGCCUGAUGAGGAAACGGGUGUGACUGCAGGUCGGAGAGAGGAAACGAGGCGAGCCUGGGCGACGGACGGACGGACGGAGGGAGGGAGGGAGGGAGGGAGUGGAUGAACGACAGCGACAGGAAAACCCAACUUUCAGCAGAAAGCUACUUUUUGUACAAAUCGUUUUGCCUCCCUUGCUUCUUCCCAGCUUGUGUCGAGUGAGUUUAUGUUACGGAGUCUCCGCUGCCGUGCUUCCCUUCACCCCGUAUAGGUCGUAGCGCUCUCGCUCAAGUAUUCACUACCUAGUUUUUAAUUAACGUAGACGCACUAAGUUUCAUUUGUUCCGUUACAAGCCGUUUUCGUUUCUGUGGCUUCCUGCAGACCGAUCUUAUCGAUGUUAUUAUAUCACAGCUCAGAGCUGUUGGAAACUCUACUAAAUGUUCUAGUCACGCUGAGAAGGUGUGAGAUGUGUCUUGUGUCUUCUGUGGCCACCUUUCACCGAGCAGCUUGAACAGCGCGUUGCAACUGCAGUGUUUGGGUGGAAACGUCGCAGCGCGUUGACCUUUAUGGUUGCCAACGUGGAGAAAUGUUCGACAGCUGCCGCUCAUCACUUUUGUAGAUAUUUCCCAGAGUGCCCUGCUGCUCUCGGUGGGGGUGGGGUCCUCCUCUGUCCUGCCGUGUUAUGAUUUAGUGUAACUGAUGGUAAACAUUUAGUAUUUUUUAUUUUUUUUGUGUGUUUUAGGUAGAGACAUUUAUAUAUGUUCACUAGUAAAAAGGACGAGUUAAGCUAGAGACACCGAGCUAAAGGGAAAUUUCCCAUUAUUUGAGGCGAAAAGGUUUGAUCACCUGGUUUGAUUUAGGAAUUUCUUGGUAUAUUUAAUUUUAACCUUGAUUAAAAAACAAAACGAUGUAAUGCAUUGUUAUGGUAAUUUGUGAGAUUUGAAGUUUUUACAUUUUUCACCGGGACUCAUACGCUGCUUAGGUUUAUUUACAUAAAAAAAACGAUACGCUUGAGUUGGAAAUCCCAUGAGAAACAAACAAACAAAAAAAAUUCAGAAUAUUUUUUGAAAGGGCUUCUUGCCAAAAAAAAAAAGAAAAAGGGAAGAACAAUGAACCUUUAUCAGUUCUUUUAGUGGUUUCUUCUGGGAAUCUCACACAGGAAGACAAUCAGUAGGAAGUGCGCUUGUAAAGAUGGGCUCCUGACUGCUUUUCCAACGAACUCCAGUGAAAUAGAAAUAAACCUUGUGUGAAGCUACUGAACUGAAUUUCAUUUUGUUGUUGAAUAAAGUUGCUUUUCUUAACCUACAUAAAA
Fundulus heteroclitus (mummichog) is the source of this 2182-nucleotide messenger RNA. RefSeq names its product integral membrane protein 2A. Gene Ontology annotation, molecular function: amyloid-beta binding. Gene Ontology annotation, biological process: negative regulation of amyloid precursor protein biosynthetic process. NCBI's taxonomy places the organism in Eukaryota, Metazoa, Chordata, Actinopteri, Cyprinodontiformes, Fundulidae. Gene Ontology annotation, cellular component: extracellular exosome; Golgi apparatus; plasma membrane. The record is from RefSeq and is a predicted model, not a curated record. The transcript has 6 exons. Bases 157 to 897 code for a protein of 246 amino acids.